This is a messenger RNA of Lottia gigantea (owl limpet), 1998 nucleotides long. RefSeq lists its product as hypothetical. Gene Ontology annotation, biological process: post-translational protein targeting to membrane, translocation. The transcript has 8 exons. Gene Ontology annotation, cellular component: endoplasmic reticulum; endoplasmic reticulum membrane. Lineage: Eukaryota; Metazoa; Mollusca; Gastropoda; Lottiidae. The record is from RefSeq and is a predicted model, not a curated record. Bases 17 to 1168 code for a protein of 383 amino acids.
AGGAAAGCCACGUAAGAUGGCGGAUCGAAAACGUAAACGAAAAGGAGAAGAAGAGGCAGUUGUUCCUACUAAAGAAGAAUAUGCUGUGGCAAAAUUUCUACGUUUUAAUGUACCUGUACGGGAAGGAAAACUGGUUGGUAUGCCAGUCAAAUGUUUUAUUGCAUCCAAAGCUGUUGAUGCCUUGUUAGAAUCAAAAUGGUCUGCUAGUAAGGCAAAGAAAGAUCCUCUGUUUACAACCAGAAAGUCAUGUGAAGGCUAUUGUCAUAAUUUAUUAUUAAAAGGGUUGUUCCAUCGAGCAGAGAAAGUAGAGAGAAAAAAAGAUCGAGAUAAGUCUAAGAAGAAAAAGAAAGACAUUGAAGAAGAAAGUGUUGAUGAAUCUAAGAAAUCAAAGAAAGGAAAGAAAGAUACUGAUACAGAGAAAGAUAAGAUAGAGGAAGUAGACAAAAAAGAUGAUGACAAGAAAGAAGAAAAAAAGGAAGAGAAAAAGGAUGAAGAGAAAAAGAAGAAAGAAAAGAAAGUGAAAUUAAACAUGCAUGAUGAUCAGAAGUUUGUAGAUGCAGACGACCAGUUUUAUGUGUGGAUUUAUGAUCCAGUUCCUUUUAAAACAUUUCUCAUUGGUUUAUUAAUGGUGUUUGGGGCUAUAGCUCUUUGUAUGUUUCCACUGUGGCCAGAGUUUGUAAGAGUGGGUGUGUAUUAUAUUAGUUUAGCUGCUGCUGGUUUUGUUGGGUUAAUUCUUGGUUUAGCUGUUGUUCGUCUUAUUUUAUUCUGUAUAAUUUGGUGUGUUACAUUCGGAAAACAUCAUUUCUGGUUUUUACCCAAUUUAACAGAGGAUGUGGGAAUUAUAGAAUCAUUUCAACCUUUAUAUAAACACGAUGUUGUUGUAAAAGAUAAAAAAGACGACACGAAAUCAAGGACUAAAAAAGAUAAAACAUCAAAAUCCUCGAAUAACGAGGAUCAGACGGCCGAGGAAGGAAGUGACAAGAGUGAGCAAGAUGAGUUCGAAAUUGUAGAAAAAACAGAUCUCGAUGAUGAAAUGCAACUGGAUGAAACUGAUGAACCAAUCGGAGAGGAUGAAUUAACAGAUGAACAGAUUGAUGAAACGGAUGAACAAAAUGAUUCGGAACAGGUUGAAGAAGAUUCAGAGACCAAGAAAGAUAAAUAUAAUUGAAUGGGUUGGGAAUAAAAACAGUUAUGAUAUUUUAAUCUUUUUGUCUAUUAGACAAUUUUUUUUUCUUAUGGGACGAAAAGGAAUUAUUUUUUCAAUUGGAUGGGACAACUUAACAACAAAAUUAUUUUUCAUUUUUAACAAUCAGGUCAUACAGGCUGGAGCCAAUAAAUACCAAUAGUUGUCAAUGUUCAUUAUUCUAGUCAAACAUUAACAGGAAUUAGACUUCAUCAAAGAUUCUUUCUAAGGGCCGGGAUAUAUGUGACAGGCAAGGUGAUUGUCCCUGUUUGUCGGAUAUCUCAGGUCUGAAGUCAAUUUCUAUGGAUUUACCAGGCAAUUAUAAGGAAAGCGGACUAGACCUGGAAGCUGGGCAUUCAGCACCAGCCUGGUAUUCAUAUAAGCCACAUCACACGUGUGCAGUAUACUUUAUUACCCAACGUGGCAAACUUAACAAUACUUCCUCGGUCCAUAUGAAAAGACAAAUAUUUCAACCGAAGUAACCAAGCCUGUCCUGUCUUGCCCGUUAAUUACAACCAGGCCCUAAAGCUAUAUCAUCUUUGCAGCCCUGCAAAUGGUGUUCCUCUCAUAAAUGCAUUAAUGUUGCGAUAUCAAAUAAUUGUGGUCUAUAACAAAUCUACACAGUAGGACUCUGUAAUGCCAUACUGUGAUCAAGAUUGUUCUAUAGACCAAUCAAUUUAGAUAUCCUUUGUUGUCCUAAUAGUUAUGUAAACAAAAGUCAAAAAUUCAGCAAAAACCAAAUUGAAAUGAAAUUAUGUUAAAAAUCUUAACUGUUGUCAUCUUGUCAAAAAUUAAAUUUAUUGUUUCAAAUAGUU